ACUUGGUAUCAGCUAAGGACGUCACAGGCGGGGAGGUCGCUGGGAGAGGUAUAUGUACCGAGGCAUCCCAGCAAAUUGAGCUCACAAUGGCGUUCCCAACCACCACUACAAUCGUUUCAGGCCAACUCUCGACACAAUGACCUUCGUAGAUGCCAUGCGCAAGAUCUAUCGGCCCCUGGGCUUCUCAAAGGGCUACAAUUUUCCCCUGUUCGUCAUCUUUGCCGGUGCCAUGCUAGGCUUCAGUCUAGCCCGCCUGCAGUACCUAAACGUCGCUGGCGACGCCUCGACCAGCUAUAAGAAUGGCGCGCGUCCUGGAGAAUGGUACAUCAUGCGGGGCGGCCACUACCGGAUUGGCAUCACCCUGCACCUCGCUACAGUCAUUCCAGGUGGCAUCCUCUCCGUCUUUCAGUUCGUGCCAGUCAUCCGCAAGAAGCUCAUCCUCUUCCAUCGCAUCAAUGGGUACCUGAUCAUCAUACUCUUCCUGCUGGGCAACGUCGGAGCGCUCAUGAUUGCUCGUAGAGCCUUUGGAGGCGGCUUUGCAACGCAGUCUGCCGUCGGCUUGCUCGCCUUGACCACGACUAUUUCGCUGUUCCUGGCAUACUACAACAUCAAGCGUCUGCAGAUCGACCAACAUCGCGUAUGGAUGCUCAGAGCCAUGUUCCUCUUCGGAACCAUCAUCACCACGAGGAUCAUCAUGAUCAUCGCAGCGCUCAUCCUCACCAAGAUCGGAGACUACUACGAGCUUGUAUCAUGUGCCGAGAUCGCCUUCGCUCGCAGCGUGAGCACAGCAGACGCAGCCUUCCUCCAAGACUACCCCGUCUGUAGGAUUGCCGCCUACACCGCCGUCACCGCCUCGAUGUCAGCGACACCGGGUGUCGAGACGGUGGGCGCAGCCUUGGCAAUUCCCUUCGGUGCGGCAAUCUGGAUGUCCAUCUUCCUGCACCUCGUAAGUCUCGAAAUUUACCUACAGCUCACACCAAGGGAAGGACAGAGGCUGAGACAGUUGAGCUAUGAAAAGCAGCUAGCAAGGGGAUUCAAGCAUCCCGGAAGCGCAGGGUUGACUAGCGAUCGGUGGGGUGAUGCGGAUCCUUGGGUGCCGUUGACUGCUGAGAAGAGAGUAGAGGAGGCAGAGGUGCCAUCAAUAGCCAGCUCAGACUCGGCAGCUUCUUGAUGAGUAGUUACAAUUGCUCAGAUGUCGGUCCUCCCAGGACAGCCGCGUUGGUCUUUCUUGGUCGCUCUCUAUUGUCUUGUAAAUUAAAGAAGUGAAACCCUG
Microstroma glucosiphilum is the source of this 1273-nucleotide messenger RNA. RefSeq lists its product as hypothetical. The transcript has 2 exons. NCBI's taxonomy places the organism in Eukaryota, Fungi, Basidiomycota, Exobasidiomycetes, Microstromatales, Microstromataceae. The record is from RefSeq and is a predicted model, not a curated record. The coding region runs from base 137 to 1171 and encodes 344 amino acids.